This is a messenger RNA of Cricetulus griseus (Chinese hamster), 3347 nucleotides long. The record is from RefSeq and is a predicted model, not a curated record. Lineage: Eukaryota; Metazoa; Chordata; Mammalia; Rodentia; Cricetidae.
GGGAAACUAGACUCCUUGCCUCGCUGAGCGUUUGGGGUAUACUUGGUUGGUGGCGAGGUGAGGCAUAAUCUAUUUUUUAAAACUGCUUUCAGCCUUUUCAGAAUUGCUUUAUUCCCUGAUAAUUUUUAUAAUUAGAAAAGCGAAAUGAUGUCGAGAGAGCAUACCUAUUUUAUUCAAACACAUAGGCGCGUGAACACACACAAGUACAAACAGAGCCUCAAUUUGCAUGUGACGUGUACAGUGUACCUGUGCUCCAUUUGAAUCCUAGAAAGGCAGAAGUGUCCAGCAGAGUAAAGGCUUUGCUGGGAACACAACUGGAGUGAGAGUCAAAGCAGCUGGAUCACAGGGCCAGACCACCACAGUUCACGUGACUGAGGGGAGUGGCCUUGUGUUCUGCGCCACUGCGGGGGCGGAGCCUUCUCUGAGCAGCACCUCUGAGUUCUGCCCUGCCAGUCUUGUGGGAGGAGCUGCAUUUUACCAGGCUGCAGCUGACAAGAAGCGUCAAGCCUUGGUUAAUAUUGGAGGUGCAUGUGGUGUGGGAACUCUGUGUGUGAUUCGACUUGAGCACAGAAAGGCUGUGUAACCACAUACAAGCCCCAUAGGGUGAAAGAUCUGUUGGGAAAUCAACUGGCUUGAGAGUCAAGAUAGUUGGAUCACUUUGCAGGACCAUCACUGUCCACGUGACAGAGGUAUUUUCCAGAGUUCUCUUAUUCAAACAACAUGUUCAAGAAUUCUGGGGACAUAUUUGUGGAAGAAAACAGUGCACAUAAACUAUAGACUCUUUGUGGUUCUAAAUCAAAAGAAACUUUAAUAAGACUGUUGUGAUAGCAUUUGAAUUUGUAGCCACAAGGCCAACCAAUCUUUGUCUGUAACAUUAACUACUUGGCACACUAAUCUAAAUCAUAAUGGAUGGUGAAUAUGUCCUAUGUAAUUGGAAAGAACAAUUAUGGCCAGCAAAAGUCUUAUGUAGGUCUGAAAUUUCAUCAAGCAGUAAAAGGAAAAUGGCAUUUUCCCUGAAAGUUCAAAUACUUUCACUAGAUGAGAAAAUUACCGUGGACAGCAAAGACAUAAAAGUCCUAAGUAAAGCUGAGGUUGAAACCAUUGUGUCCUUACUAGCAGUAGAGUCAGAGGUCAGAGUUCCACCUAGGGAAGAGACAGCCUAUGAAAGAGCACUGAAAAUGGCACUGGAAAUCAUAAGAGAGCGAUCAACUCAGAGCCAAGAAAACAUGCCAAAUGAAGAGGACACCACUGUAGCAUCUGAAAGUGUACCACAACAGCAGGAUGAUUCACCUCCUCCUAAAAAGUAUCGGAAACUUGAAAGCAACCUCCAAGAAGACUCAGCUUCCAUAUUACUGUGCUCCGAGAGUGAUGAUUCCCUAUCUGAUGAUAAAUUGCAGGUGCGCACAGCCAUUGAGAGUAUUGCAAGUGAAAUGGAAACAAAGUCAUCACAAAACUUCAGCUGGUGCCAGACUUACUCUUCAUUUCCGGAUGAUGAGGAUGAUAAAAAAGAAGAAAAGAUAAAGAUUGACAUGUCAGCAUCCAUGUCCAUGAAUUUAUCCAUCAAAGAGGAAGCUGAAGACAUUAAAGAAGAAAAGUUUGUCCCACCAUCAGAUGAUCUCACUGUACCUAAGGAGGAGGCCCAAGAAAUCCCCCUAGAGGCACCAACAGUUUCCGCUGAAUGUUCAAUCUUCCCAGAGAAUAAUAUGGAAGAUCCUGGAGAGGGCCCAUCAAAUCAGAACCCAUGCUUCUAUGGCAGCCAAACUCAAUCUUCUGUGGAAUCAGAAAUAGGUGCUGAGAGUGCCCUUCCAGGGUGCUCAGGGGAAUACCAGGUUUCACUUUCUGCCUGUAAUCCAGUCAAUAGCGAUCUACUACUUCAGAGACUGGAUUUAGAAGAUCUUGAGGAAGAAGCCCGAGCUUCUGGCAAGCUAUUGUCUCUAAAUCCUGCUUGUGCAGCUGCAUUAGAUAAUGAUGAUGAAGAUGAUGAUGAUGAAGACCUCCCUCGCUUCAUUCUCUGCUAUGAGACGCGUGCAUUUGAAACCGGAAUGAUAGUGUGGUUUAAAUACCAGAAAUACCCAUUUUGGCCAGCAGUGAUCAAAAGCAUUAGGCGAAAAGAGAGGAAAGCUAGUGUGCUCUUUGUUGAGGCAAACAUGAGUCCUCAAAAGAAAGGUGUUAGAGUCUCUUUCAGAAGAUUGAAAAAAUAUGACUGUAAAGAGGAAGAGGAUCUAGUAGAGAAAGCUAGGGAGAACUACCGUGAAAGUAUCGAUUGGUGUGUGUCACUCAUCUGUGACUACAGAGUUAGACUAGGCUGUGGUUCUUUUACAGGCUCAUUCUUUGAGUAUUAUGCUGCUGACAUCAGUUACCCAGUCAGGAAAAUAAUCAAACAAGAUACCUUCAGAAACAUAUUUCCAAAGCUACACAAUGAAGACACAGGGGAGCAAAUGGCUGUGACAUCCCACGCCAAGAGAAUAUCUUUCCAGAAAAUACUCCCUGACCGGAUGAAGCCUGCUCGGGACCGAGCUAACAAGAACCUGGUAGAUUUCAUUGUCAAUGCAAAAGGAACAGAGGACCAUCUCUUGGGCAUUUUAAAGGGAACAAAAAAAUCCAAAUGGCUGAAAUCAUUUUUGAAUGCAAAGAGUUUCACACCCUGUAUUGAAACAUACUUUGAAGACGAAGAUCAACUGGAUGAAGUGGUGAAAUAUCUACAAGAAAUCUAUAAACAAAUAGAUCAGAAGAUGCUAACUCUGAUAAAAGAUGACAAAAUUAAGUUUAUCUUGGAAGUUCUUCUACCAGAAGCAAUUAUUAGCUCAAUUUCCGCUGUUGAUGGCUUAGAUUAUGAGGCAGCUGAGGCAAAGUAUCUAAAGGGACCAUCCCUUGGCUGUAGGGAGAGAGAAUUAUAUGAUUCCAAAAUCCUAUUUGAGAAGAGACGGAGGUCCUUAGCAAAUGAAGCUCAUUAGUAUGCCAAGAGUUGAAACCAUAAUGAAAAGUGGAUAAAAAUUUGGAAAAGUAAUCAUCUAAAAUUUCCAGCAUGUAAAUAUUUGCUGAAAAUACAGGGAAGGGUCCUUGAAUCUAAGUUCUUUUAUUUUUUUGAAGAUCGGUGUGAUCUGCAGAUACCACUACAUCCAUCUUUAUUUUCUUGUGCUUUUUCAGAAUCAGCUUUGUCAAUAUAUUUUUAGCAGUUUGAUUUUCUAAUACAUUUUAGAAUGCAUAAUUCUUAAGCGAUUUUAAGGGAAACUACUAUUUUGUUCUAUGAUAUUUUUGUGUCUUUGCUAAAUAGGUAAAUACUGUAUGCACAUUCAGUUUGAUAAAAAUUGCACUGGUGUUAGAUUUUAAGCAAGAGAAUUAGAAAA